Messenger RNA from Xyrauchen texanus (razorback sucker), 1862 nucleotides. Its product is annotated as potassium voltage-gated channel subfamily E member 4-like. The transcript has 2 exons. Gene Ontology annotation, molecular function: potassium channel regulator activity; voltage-gated potassium channel activity involved in ventricular cardiac muscle cell action potential repolarization; transmembrane transporter binding. The record is from RefSeq and is a predicted model, not a curated record. Bases 119 to 673 code for a protein of 184 amino acids. Gene Ontology annotation, biological process: negative regulation of delayed rectifier potassium channel activity; regulation of ventricular cardiac muscle cell membrane repolarization; membrane repolarization during action potential. Gene Ontology annotation, cellular component: membrane. Lineage: Eukaryota; Metazoa; Chordata; Actinopteri; Cypriniformes; Catostomidae.
UAUUUAAAUGGGACACAGCUGACAGUCCCGUUACAAUCCAGAGAGAUCCGCAAAUAAAAGUGCAACGAGCUGUCGCGCUCCAAAGGUGAAAGCAGCCGGUAACUCUGUUACUGUUGCAAUGGAGUUGGCGCGCAACGUCACUGGGCCGGACGCGCUCUCGCCGCAGCAGACCACCGGAGUCUCCUCGCCCGGGGGAAGCGUCGGUAACGCGUAUUUGUACAUCGUCAUCGUGGUGUCCUUCUACGGAGUUUUCCUCAUCGGGAUCAUGCUUGUUUACAUGCGCACCGAGCGGCGCGAGAAGAAGCGCUCAAAUGCGUUCACGCGUCUGCACGAGGAGGAGCAGCGCGAGUGGGGCGCGGGGCAAAAUAAGCAAAGUUUAAGCCUCCACACGUUGCGCUCCACACCGGUGCCGUUCAUGCUGUGCGCCGGCCGGCACACUGGCUGCGCGCUCGAGGGCGGGAAGGUUUUCGCACCUCUCGCGUGCGCGCUGUGCUCGGUGGAGCAAAGCAGCGUGAGUUCUCUCAGCUCCACCGCAGACGUGCGCUUCGCCAUCGAGGAGGAGUCGGACAUCGGCGUUACCGGUGAAGGACCCGAGGGCUCGCUGAAGACAGGCUCCGUCUCGGACCACAACAGCGACGGAUCGUCAGGGGAAAACCUCAAAGAAGCGUCCUGAGGUUUCGUCACCGCGCCAGAACGUUACCUUGGUAACCAUAGUUCCCGCCAAAUACAAUACUGUGACUAUUACGCAUUGGCCUAAGUUAAAAUAUCGGAAAGGUUCCUGCCAGUAGGCUAUAUGAAGGAGAUGCCUUAUUAAUUGUAUGUAGUUUAGUUAUUUUAAAAUAUAGUAACAAUGGUGAUUUGUUUUUUUAAGGGACUGUGCCAAUAAUUACCAUGGUAACCAUAUUUAGUUCCCACCAAAAUACCGGUUACCAGUGGCGGAGCUAGAGGGUGGCAGGGGUGGCCGUGGCCACCAUGGAACGAACCCUGGCCACCCCACUUGUCAUUGCCGUUUUGGGCAUUUUUGUGUCUUGGGCACAAUUUAGUUUUUUAGAGGUGGAACCAUCUCUGUAUAACCGCAACACACAGGAGACUUAACAUGUGAGCACCACACCUCUCCGUCCCAGGUGGCACUAUAUCCGAUCCCCUCUGUUUUAUUAUCCACGUGCCUCCGCUUUCUACACCAACAACCCCCACCACCCACCACAGACUGAUCACUGGCCCCUGUCCGGCCACCUCCAUGAAAAACUCCUGGCUCCGCCCCUGCCUGUUUUACAAGUGUUGUUACCUUAAAACUAUACGGUAACUCGGUCACAACUGUGAUUUAAAAAGAAAUGACCAAAUAUUUCAGAAAGCAUUGUACAGUGUUUGAAGCAGUUUCCAUAUUCAUGUACUGCGAUAAUACAGUAGUAUCGUAGGCUGUUUUAGCGAGAACCUUGGUUACCAUGGUAAUGUAACACGGCCCUCGACUCAGAGGCAAAUGUGACUGCUACAAACGUCGUGAUAAACCUGGAAACUACUUGAAAAAACGUAUAUAUAUUUAUAUGUUGUCAUGUAGACCUGCACGUAACCAUAACGAUCUGUAUAUAUUGUCCUACAUGUCUAUUUAGUUGUAUCUUAUUUCAUUGUGUCACUUUGCAAAAAUUAAACGUUUCUUUAAAAAGUAUAUUGGUAUAUAUUGGUUUCUAUUAAUAUUUGCAUUUGCCUACUAUUAUCAAACGAGGGAGUCAGAGACCACAGGGGCCCCUUAAGGGAAUCUUAAAAUAUGUGCUGAACCCCCUGGUGUAUGUGUAAAGAGUGUGUGAGGUCUCUUGGCGUCACUGUAUUUAUAAACAUUUUUCAUUCUUGUAUUCCCCUUUGGAAUG